This is a messenger RNA of Rhizophagus irregularis DAOM 181602=DAOM 197198, 1302 nucleotides long. The record is from RefSeq and is a predicted model, not a curated record. Lineage: Eukaryota; Fungi; Glomeromycota; Glomeromycetes; Glomerales; Glomeraceae.
CGAGGCGCUUUUAGUUCGAUUUAUUCUGCAAUAUGGAUGGAAGGACCUACUUGGAAUUUGGACGAAGAAGCUAAAGUAUGGACUAGUAAUGGUCCAAUUAAGGUCAUAUUAAAACGAUUGGAUAAUUCCCAGAACAUAAAUCAAGAUUUCGUAAAUCAAGUAAUUAUACAGAUAUUGUAAGUGUUUGCAAAGCGGUUCACUUGCAGAUUAUUUCGGUAUUACUAAAGAUCUGACAUCGUGUUACAUGUUCGUUAUGAGAUAUUAUGAAAAAGGAAAUUUAUAUUCGUAUCUUGACGAAUCCAUGGGAAUCCUUUGCUGGAGAGAUAUUGUAGAUAUUUUAUGGGCUAUAUCAGCUGGUCUUAAUUUUAUUCAUGAACGUGGUCUCAUCCACGGGCAUUUACAUGGAGGGAACGUACUGGUUGAGAAUGAAAUGUAUUCGAUAGAUACUAAAAUUACAGACACAGGAUUACACGGUCCUGUUGAUAAACAAAUAUCUUCUAAACAAAUUUACGGCGUAAUACCUUUCAUUGCUCCCGAAAUCUUUAAUGGAUACACAUUAACCAAAGAGUCUGACAUAUAUAGCUUCGGCAUGAUCAUGUGGAUGUUAUCAGCUGGUGUACGCCCUUAUUGUAAUAGACCUCAUGAUUCACAACUUAUACAAGAGAUUUGCUCAGGAACCAGACCGAGUAUAGUCAGUGGAACUCCACCUGUUUUCGCUAGAUUAAUGUUACAAUGUUUAGAUGCUGAUCCGUUCAAUAGACCAACAGCAUCUCAACUUUACGAACGUUUAGGAAAUUGGGUCACAGCAAUAUGCGACGAUCCUGAUCCGUCGGAUUUAUCUAAUCAAUUUGACAUUGCUGAAAAAAUUAAAUUCUCAAAUUUAGAACAGUUACAUUUUAGCAUUUUACCGUGUCAUGAGAGAGCCAUCUAUUACAGUCGACCAUUAAAUUUUUCGGAACCAUUUCUUUACGAAAAAAUAUAAAAAAGGAACAUAUUGUAUAUCGCAACAUGAAUCGCUAUUAUCGUUUAUUUUUUUUUGCAUAAAUGGAAAUACUAAAAUCGUUAGUAAAAUCGCGGGUAAGAAAAAAAUUGGCUUAGAUUGACAUCCUAAUUCGGUUUUACGCCGAUUCGUUACACUAUAAAUUCCUUUCCCAAAAUUCGUUUUAUUCUUUUCAUCAUCGUUCAUGAAGAAUCACACACAAACUUAAAUCGUAAUUUCAACAUUUAUAGCAAAUGUUUAUUUAUAUCGAGUGUUGUUAUGUAAUUAACUAUGUAAUUUCUCACCAUUUUUUUAAGAUUUUU